CACCACUUUCCAUAAACAUUUUUCUUUUUUAAAUAUCUGGAAAAAAAAAACAAGAAAGUGUAAAAAAACACAAACACACAUACCAGUAGUUCCCAGAUCUGUUUGCUGACGACAGACAGACAUCAUGAAAGCCAUAAACCUCUUCAAGAAGAAAACAACACCCAAAGAUGCGUUGAGGGAGAGCAAAAGAGAUAUGGCUGUCGCCACACGGGGUAUUGAACGUGAAAUAGCAUCCUUACAGAUGGAGGAGAGGAAAUUAGUGGCUGAAAUUAAAAAAACAGCCAAGACUGGAAACGAGGCUGCCACCAAGAUAUUAGCUCGCCAGCUUGUGCGCCUUCGACAACAAAUAACAAAUUUGCAGGGGAGCCGUGCACAGAUCAGAGGCGUAGCAACUCAUACACAGACUCUGUAUGCGAACACUUCGAUUUCUACUGGAAUGAAGGGUGCAACAAAGGCAAUGGUUGCUAUGAACAAGGAAAUGGCCCCUGCUAAACAGAUUAAAGUAAUUAAAAGCUUCCAGAAGGAGUCUGCUCAGCUGGAUAUGACGAUUGAGAUGAUGUCCGAGUCCAUUGAUGAAACUUUAGACAAAGACGAGGCUGAAGAGGAAACCGAGGAGCUUACAAACCAGGUGCUUGACGAGAUUGGCGUAGGCGUUGCAUCACAGUUAUCUUCAGCGCCAAAAGGUCGACUUGGACCCAAGAAAGUUGAAAACGCUGCUCCCAGUUCUGUGUCGAAUGAUGUUGAUGAUCUUGAAAAGAGACUUGCCUCUCUUCGACGCAUAUGAUCCAGAAGCAUUGCAUACAUGAGAGCUCUAGUUUGGUGAGGAUCCGAAGUCUUAGUUUCAAUGUAUAGGUUAUUUUGUAUCGUCUACAUACUGUUAUUAUAAUGAACAUCAAAAUAUAUUAUCCUUUUCUAGAUUGUGACCUAUGAGCUAUAUAUGCAUAUUACAUUCUGUCA
Molecule: messenger RNA, 957 nt
Organism: Erigeron canadensis
Lineage: Eukaryota; Viridiplantae; Streptophyta; Magnoliopsida; Asterales; Asteraceae
Product: vacuolar protein sorting-associated protein 2 homolog 2
Exons: 11
Coding region: 125-784 (219 amino acids)
Biological process (GO): endosome transport via multivesicular body sorting pathway; late endosome to vacuole transport; protein transport
Cellular component (GO): ESCRT III complex; multivesicular body
Source: RefSeq, a predicted model, not a curated record